Molecule: messenger RNA, 357 nt
Organism: Rotaria sp. Silwood1
Lineage: Eukaryota; Metazoa; Rotifera; Eurotatoria; Philodinida; Philodinidae
Source: the annotation of a GenBank genome assembly
AUGGCUACUGUUCCGUAUACAGAUCAAGCUCUUGUUAAUUUACCUGCAUCAUUCGAUAUUGCUCGUCGUGAUGAUUUCUUUGGUUAUUCUAAUCCAAUGCAAGCCAUCCAAUCAAUUGCUCCAACACCAAGAAAUCCUGAUGGUACUAUCCAACGACCGACUCAAAUUGUAACUGUUAGUGGUGGAGCUAUUCCACCGGAACUAAUAUUAGAAUCAUCAGGUGGAACAUUUUUUGAUAUGCGUCCACCAAGUGAAAUAUUUGCUGAUAUGGAUGCACGAUUAAAUCGACAACGACAAAAUGUUCUUAAUUCACCACAAAUGUGGCAAAUGCUCCAACAACCACCACGAAAAUAUUAG